Messenger RNA from Oppiella nova, 1767 nucleotides. The record is from the annotation of a GenBank genome assembly. Lineage: Eukaryota; Metazoa; Arthropoda; Arachnida; Sarcoptiformes; Oppiidae.
GAGUUAUUGCUGACAACCGCUGAACCACUGAUAGAACCGAAGCACAAGUGUUCCCACAAUUGGACGCAAAUCUUCGUUCACUCGGCGGCCAAGACUUCCGGCAAAUACUACGACAGAAGAACCGCUACCAGAGAUACCUGGGCUUCAGAGGCCCUCAAACACCACAUGAGAGUCACAUUCGUGUUGGCCUACCAUAAGAACCCAGACUCCAAUGAGAGUCAAGAAAUCCAGAGGAAUAUUACUACAGAAUCCGAGAAAUACGGAGAUAUUCUUCAGUUUGGUUUCGUUGACGCCUAUUAUAAUCUGACGCUUAAAGCCAUCUCUUUGUUGAAUUGGGUCUCAAAGCAGUGUUUAGUCAACGACUAUGUCAUCAAAACAGAUGACGAUAUUGUGGUCAACACUGAAAGACUGCGACAAAGAAUAGAUAAAAAGGCAUUUAAAUCGGGAAUAACAGGAUAUAUGGCUAAAGGGGUCGACACCAAACCGCCCCGUAAUGCCAACAGUAACUGGUAUAUGCCGUCCGAUGUCUACCCACUAGACCGAUACCCACCUUACCUUCUGGGGGCUGCGUAUGUCAUGUCCACUGAUAUCAUCGAUAAGUUAUAUCGGUUUGCUAUGAAUGCCUCAAUACUACCGGUGCUGCGCAUCGAUGACCUCUAUUUGACGGGUUUUGUGUCACAAACGGCUGGUAUUGACCGCUACGACGACCAGGAGUUUCCCAAUCAUGGGUCCGAUGUAUCGCAAGUGUGUGAUGUGAAUGUCUGCCGACUCUACGACUAUGUCUCAUACCAUGGCUGCCAUACCGGGAAUAAUGUGAGACAUUUGUGGAACUCCUGGAAGAAUACGACAAUUAAUUCGUGUCUACCAUACGAGCACUCGGUGUCUGAGUUGUAUCUCACAAAAGAUGAACCACUGAUACAACCGAAGCACAAGUGUUCCCACAAUUGGACGCAAAUCUUCGUUCACUCGGCGGCCAAGUCUUCCGGCAAAUACUACGACAGGAGAACCGCUACCAGAGAUACCUGGGCUUCAGAGGCGCUCAAACACCACAUGAAAAGGAAUAUCACUACAGAAUCCGAUAAAUACGGAGAUAUUCUUGAGUUUGGUUUCGUUGACGCCUAUUAUAAUCUGACGUUUAAAGCCAUCUCUUUGUUGAAUUGGAUCUCAAAGGAGUGUUUAGUCAACGACUAUGUCAUCAAAACAGAUGACGAUAUUGUGGUCAACACUGAAAGACUACGACAAAGAAAAUAUAAAAUGGCAUUUAAAUCGGGAAUCACUGGAGAUAUGUAUAGGGGAUCUGCUCGACGUGAUAAAGAUGGCCGGAAUUACAUCCCAUACGACGUCUACCCCAACAAUAACUCCAUUUCCUACACAUUUGGUUACUUCCAAAUCAUAUCCACCGAUAUCAUCGAUAAUAUGUACAAAACAAUAAUCAUUGAUAACGACGAUGCGGUUCUAAAAGUGGAGGACUUUUAUAUGACCGGGGUUAUAACGCAUAGGGCUAACCUCCCGGUUCACAAUGACCCCGGAGAGUAUGACUUAGUGUUGGAUAUUGGGUGCGGUUCUGGGAAUAUAACCCAAACUAUCGGUGAUAUACUGAAAGUCAAGCAAAUCUAUGGCAUAGAUGUGGACAAAGAGAUGAUAGGAUUUGCGACACAAAACCACUGCAAGCCUUACAUCCAAUACUUUGCACAGGAUUUCGGUGCGGAUUGGGAUGUGUUGGCGCCUGAACUCCGGGCCCUCGAAGGCAAAGUAGACCUCAUAUUC